CAGGAUAGACAGGUACAUACCGUCCUGCACGGAGCUGCACACUGCACUCAAACAAACGGGGAAGGGAACUGUGUAGCAGGGGCGAAAACAAAGUCCUCCUCAGUGGGACUUAUCUAGGUAGUUAAAGAGGAGCUCUGGAAAUAUCAAUAGCGCCGCUUCAGUCAAGGGAACAUGCUGAUUCGACGCUUUUCCGUCUCCAAGAGAACAUAGUUCAAUAAUAAACGACCUGAUGCAGAAUGACAACGCUGUGCGGUGGACAACUCUAAACGCCAGAAUAUGCAGGCAGAACAGGUCAUUUCAACCAACAGACUUAUGUGUUAUUCAGCUAAUUCCUACCACGGCUGUGAUUUGGCAGAAAAGGCACUGAUGUCAUAGCUCAGCACUUCAGAGUGAGCGGUCAUUCACGAGUGUGACAAUGCUCUGGUGAACCCCAACACUUAGGCCUAACCCUGACAAUGGACCGCCAAACUGCUGUGACAGCAGACAUGGUCAAACAGAGAAGAGGAGUGACGCAGGUGUUUGAAUGUGGUUAAGGGCAGGUUGAUAAUCUAUAAUCACAGGCUUUUCAUUUCAUCCCAGGCUAACAUUACUGUUGCAAGAACUCCAAUUAUUUGACAAUGGGGAAUAUGUGUCUACAAAAACCUUAGAGCAAAGCAAAAAUGUUGAUUUUGUAGGCCAAGGAACACACUCAACAAACAGCUUUUAUGUCAAUAUACAAAAGGAUCAACAUGUAUUAGAAACACUUAGCCUGUUGACUUUGGACUCCAGUAGGUACAAUGAAGAGGACGUUUAACUUUCAGUCACAGAUUUUUGAUUAAGUACAAACUGUUUGAGGAAUUUAUUUUCUGUUUUUCUGUUUCACAUAUCUUUUCUUUUAAAGUAAUAUGUAACAAACUCAUUACAGCCAACAUCCUGAAGAGGCUACCUUACAGUACGGUGUUGUACAAGUGGUUGAGCAUACAGUGUGAGUAAUUAGGGCAAGGUUAUGAGUGCAUAGCAGCUAUAAACCCAUGUUAAAUAUUACAACAUCCAAAGCUCACGAUUCUCAAGAAAUAGAUCAGCUUGGAGUUUAAUAACUCAACGUUCUUAAGAUCUCUGCAGUUGUGUGUGAAAAGUUGUUGAUUUAGGAGUAGUGGGUUUAAAGUGUCACCCUCUAAACCCUUAGUAUAUAUAUCCAGAAUCCCCAUCCAGGAGAAAUGUUCACAUGCUGAUCCAAAAAGUGCUGCAGUCUGCAUUUAUUAAGCUGUUCAUUUAACAAAACCAGCAAGCCUUCAUGUUAACUCUGCUGUGUCAGGCGCGUUUCCACACUCUUGAGUUUUCUUUAAAGCAUCACAGCACAUCCAUUAGCUCACCUCAAUAGUGACUAUGAAUCGUGUCAUGAUGAGCCUUCCAACAUUUCAUUCAGUUUCAGAUAAUGUGUACAAAAUAAAUCAAAGCCAUCCAUGUGCUGCAGAGCUGAGAGGACUAGAGAUCGGAUCACACAAUAAUUGACUUAAUUGGUUGCCAACUAUUUAAGAAAACAAAUGUGUCGUUGUCAUUUUUCAAGCUUAAAUGACAAAUAUGAACCUUUGUUCCUACUUGACAAUAGUGACGUUUAUCUUACUUUUGUCUCGAGAUGAUAAAUAAUGAAGGAUUUUGAUUUUAUAGACUGAAUAAUUUAUCAGUUAAUUGAAAGUGUAAGCUGAUUGGAUGGCUGAUUGAUUGAUAAAUGAACUAACAACAUAAUACAAUACGACCUUUUAAUUACUUUUCAAUAAAAACUAUUUUACUCUCGACAUGUUUCUUUUUUUUUUAAACGGUCAUGACAUUAGUUAUAAGCCUAUUUUUUUUUUAAUUUAAUCAUUUGUUAGCACGAUUUGUGGGGAUCUAUUAAUAAAAACUAAUAUUUCUUGACAAUAACAGUGAAAAAGAAUUCCUUCAUCAGAACAUUGAUGGCACUGUCAGCUGAUUCAGCUCCAAGUUAAUCAAUACAUUUCUGUGUACUUUGCCCGACAGUGAUGUUGUUAAACCUGGCAAGCGCCUAAAAUCAAAAGCAUCAUCAACAACAACAACAACAACAACAAAGGGAAAGCUGCUGCUUGGUUAAUACGGUGAAACAUCAGGGCUAACGUUAGCAGAUGUGAGCUUACAGGUCGAUAUAAAAUGGCACCAAGCUAUGCAUUGCUUGCCAAGGAGGCCAUUGUACUGCUCGAUAAGUUCAGUGCAGGCAGACAGUUUUUGGAUGACUUCAUUGAAGAUGCUUCAAAGGAUCUGCAGAACAUGGACACUCUUCAGAAGAAGUUCAUACUUGAUAUCGUUUCUGGAUGUGCCGAGCAGAACAAGUUACUGGACGCAGUUAUCAAUGUAUUCUAUGGCCAUAAUGGAAAGUGCAUAUCCAGAGGUGAUCGCAGCCAGUUUGCCAUUAUCUGUUACCUGGCCAUUUUUGCCCUUGAUGACAUUGGACUACAGCAUUUUAGCAAAAUUGUCAAAUCUCUGGACAUCAAUAAGAUGCACACGUUCCUGGAUUUCUUCUUCACAAACCUCACCACAUGGAUACAAGAAGAAUGGAAUACAAUCUAUGAUGCUGCCUAUGUUGAGAAACACUGGAUUGGUCCUCUGCUAAGAUGGCGCCCUGAGAUCAAUAUUUUCUUGGACCAGCUUUCUCUGAAAAUAUCUCAAGGGACUCAGACCAAAAAAGCCCCGGCUAAAACCACCGAGCCCAAGGAGUUUUCUCUCACCAAACCUAAACCUUCAGCUCUCCCUCUGCCUGAGUUCAUACCACAGCAGGAGAAAUGCAAACCAGUACCAAGUAGCACUUAUAGGCCUCCUAAAGAGAUUCAGAUGAUAGAGGAGAUCAAACAGAAGAACCAUCAAAAGACUGAGGAACUGCUCUAUGAAGCAAACAUGAAACAGUUCAGAUGCGGAAACAUGCAGAAGUCCGAACACACCAAGAAAGUAGUGUCUCAGAUUAGGGAGGAUUUUGAUUCAAAACUAAAGUUCAACUCAUUUCAGUCCUCUCGAUGUCCUUCCAGAAAAAAGACUAACAACUGGCCCAUCAAGCUUAAUAGUGCUGCAAUCCUGAGGCAAGGGGCGCUAUUUGACCGUCAGGCUGAGGAGGAGCUGCAAAGAAUGGAGCGUCUUGUGGAGGGAGGCCGUGAGCCAUCGUCCUUCCUACACUGGCAGAAGGAGAUGCGUGAGAGGGAUCUUCAAGAGGAGCUGGCCGCCGUUGAGCGCAGACGUUUGGAGGGACGCAUUAGUUAUGAAGAGGCAGCCAUGGCACGCACACACUUAAUGGAACGCAACCAAAAGACUGCUCAGCUGAAGAAGGAAGAGACUGCUGAGCUGAUGAGGAAAUACGCUGAGAAAAGGCUGCAAGAGGAAAAAGAAAUGAGAGGCCUGGUGCAACAAGUAGCAGAAGGACAUAAGAACUCAAAGGCAGCUAAAGAGAGGAUUCAGAAAUUCAAGCAAAGUAUAGUGAAAGAAGUCUCGGAGCAAAGUCGAGAGCUCCUCCGCCAGGCGCUAGAGGAGGCACAGGCUGAGCUAAGCAGGAAAUUUGAAAUCAUCUAUGAAAUCCGUGCCAUUGAAUCCCUCCCUCAUGAUAGAGUGAAGAAUUUUGAUGACACACAGACUGCAGGUCACGACCUGCUGGGAGAGAUGUCCCUGUGCGAGCUGAGGGAGCGGCUCACUCUCCUCAAGGAUAAGCAGCAGGCGGAGCAGCAGGAGAAACGGGUGCAAAUCCUGGAGGAGAAGCAGAACAAGAAGCAGAUGCUGUUGGAGCAGUUAGACACCAAUGACCUCCACAGCAGAGCAUUGGCACAGGCUGCAUCCAUCAGGAGAGAGGAGAGGAAAAGCAGACUGGGUAUUCGGCAGGUGGUCCCUCAGGAUGAGACAGUUUUGGCUUUGCAGAGGAAGCUCGAAGAGAAACAACAAGAGCGCCAAAGACUGAGGCAAAUUGAGAGUCAGAGGAGCAAAACAUCCGAGCAAGCAGCCUCACAGUCUGUUGCAGACACACGCAACAGAAAGGAGAAAACCUGGGAGGAAGUGGAGCUGAUUUUAGAGCAUCAUAUCCAGAUGGAAACUCCUCAUGUUGUUCUCUGAUGGAAGCAUUCAAGACUUAAAUAUGUUGCAACAUCUAUCCCAUGGCUUGAAUGCUUUAUUUAGGCCUGAAAGAGUUAUGUUUGUUGC
Messenger RNA from Labrus bergylta (ballan wrasse), 4164 nucleotides. The record is from RefSeq and is a predicted model, not a curated record. Lineage: Eukaryota; Metazoa; Chordata; Actinopteri; Labriformes; Labridae.